GAUAUUCAGCUGCGGAUGUUGAAGAUGGACGCUGGAUUUCAAAAUAAGAGAUGAACGUUAGGUGCAGUACUUAGGAAAAGAUGUCAGGAUUUUUAGAUUCCCCAGGAGGUGCUGGGUUUGAGAGGAGGUCAAGCUUCAAUGUUGGCGCUCCCGCUGCCCAGGGUUCCAGGGGUAGACGGAGAAGUACAAUGGGAAGUGUUCUAAUGAACACCGAAACAAUCAAAGAAAGACAGCAAAAAGCUCGAGACAUGAGGGAUGUGAGGCGGUCAAGACUACAACCUCCCCACAAAUAUGUGUUAACAAUAGUAGCUAACCACCUGAAACUGGACUAUGGGGCGGUCGAGGACUUUGUCCUGGAUUCUGAGAGAAAUCUUCAGGUGUUUGAAAUGUUUCUACAGAAGGAUGGAAGUAGAAGUUUGAAGUUUUACUAUCAAGACGGGUCAACGCCGGGCUUGGAAGAGUGUGGGCGAGUUGUACAAGGAGUACCUAAAGGCACUGUGGUGCCUCGGGUUCUGGUGACAAGUGGCACAGGAAACGCCCUGCAUGGCCAGUGUGUGUACUUCCUGCGCACCAAGACUGACAUCAAUCUCACCUCGAAAAACAUUGAUGAGGAGGUAACAUUUGGAGUGCUGGAUGUGUCUCAGGAACCAGGUGUGUUGUCUGCUUUUGAGAAUGUCAUGUCCAGUAUCUUCCAGCCAUCCUUGAAGCAGCUGGAGAACUGGGGAGACCUACAGACUACACCCCAGGGCAGGAAGUCCAAGAAGCUUUUCCUCGACAAUUUUGAAAACUUUUUGCAAUACCUUAGAAGUGCCCAGGCCAAUGCUGGGGAGGGUGUACACCUGGUCAAGUGUACCAGUGACAAGGUGAACCUGGCUGAGAUUGUAACUAUCAAUGACUGUAUUGAUGUGGCAGCCAACCCAGAGGUGGUGAGCGACAUGGAGGACCUCGCCAUGGCCUGGUGCAAACAGAUUGAACAGAUUUUAGCGGAAAGUGACCAGAUGAGGAAAGAGGCUGAUGACACCGGUCCCCUGGCCGAGCUUGACCAUUGGAGACAGCUGAUGGCAAGGUUUAAUGCCCUUUUGGAACAGAUCAAGAGCAACAGGUGUCGAAUGGUCAUCAACAUCAUCAACAUUGCAAGGUCUAAAGUACUAAAGAAAUGGAAAGAGCUGGACAAGAAGAUCACAGACAAUGCUAAUGAAGCCAAAGACAACGUGAAGUUCCUGUACACACUGGAGAAGUACUGUGAGCCACUGUAUCGAUGUGACCCGGUAUCAAUGACAGACUCCUUACCUGGUCUUGUCAAUGCUAUCCGUAUGAUCCACAGCAUUUCACGCUACUACAACACCUCUGAGAGGAUGACCUCCCUUUUCAUUAAGGUGACUAACCAGAUGGUGACAGCCUGCAAGAACUACAUCACAGACGAUGGUGUGAGUCGGAUCUGGGACCAGCCCCGUCAGCCUCUCAUAGAGAAGCUGGAGAACUCGGUCUCCCUUUUUAGAAACUACCAGGCAAUUUUUCAACGCACCAAGAAAAAGAUUGAAGCCACACCUGGCGAGAAGCCAUUUGAGUUCUCAGAGAUGUACAUUUUUGGGAAAUUUGAGACUUUCUGCAAACGUUUAGAAAAGAUUAUCACCCUGCUGAACUCGGUCCAAGCGUUUUCAGCCCUCUCCGAGUCUAAGAUUGAGGGCAUUGAGUUAUACUCGUCAAGAUUCCUUCAGAUUUAUUCCAGCUUGAGGAAAAAGCCAUAUGACAUUCUGGAUCAUCGAAAACUGGACUUUGACAAUGACUUUGAUGACUUCAAAAGACAACUUGGAGAUCUAGAGUCUGGAAUUCAGAAGUUCAUGGAAGGAUCUUUCUCUAAGAUAACUUCUGCUUCCCAAGCUCUAACUCUCCUAACAAGAUUUGAGAGUCUCGAGUUGCCACGACUGAAGAUAGAAGAGAAAUAUACGACUAUAAUGGUGCAGUAUGGAGGAGAGAUAGAGGAAAUCAGAAAGCUGUACAUGAAGUGCAAGGAGGACCCGCCCAUCCCAAGGAACAUGCCUCCAGUGUCGGGCAAGAUCACUUGGGCCAGACAGCUAUCACAGAGGAUAGAGGUUCCCAUGAAUAUCUUUGCAAAGCGGGCAAGUUGUUUGAAGUCAGACGAUGCCAAACGAAUUAUUCGUAACUACAACCGGAUGAUGCGAGUACUUCUAGAGUACGAGAUGCUAUAUCACGAGGCCUGGAAAAAGUCUGUGGGUGUUGCUACGAAAUUCCUACAAGCUCCAGUGCUAGUGCGACAUCCCUUAAAGCAAGGAUUGCUGCUAGUCAACUUUGACCCCUACAUAUUUGAGGUGAUAAAGGAGGCUGAGUACAUGAUGAAGCUGGAUCUGGAGAUCCCCAAGGCAGCCAUAAUAUUGGUCCACUCAAAGGACACCCUCACAGCUCACAACAACAGACUCCAGAUGCUUCUUGAUGAAAACAACAACUUGAGAGCAGAUAUUCCACCCAUAUUUGUGACUCUCCUGAGACCUUCAUUGAAAAAGGUGGAUGUGGCGAUGCGACCAGGGUUGGUGAACCACACCUGGACGUCUCUCAGUCUCCCAAUCUACUUUGAUAUUGUGUCUAAUGCUCUCAAUGACCUGGGAAUAGUUGUCAAACAGGUGAAUGACAUCAAAGAGACGAGGAUUGACAGCAUGCUUCACGAGAUCAGCGAGACCUUGCUGUGUGACCUCCCUGAGCGUUCUCCCUGGACCGUCAGCCAAUUCCUCAAAAAGAUGGAGGGGUAUUGUAAAGACAUGGGACAGCAAAUCAACAAGAUUAGUCACGUAAUUGAGGAUGCAGUGGCUGAGUUGAUACGGAUCUUCUUACACAGAGCCCAGUUGGGACAGAGCAUCGUAGAAGGGGAGCCAAGUGUAGAGGCUGGCAUGGAUGUGCUGACCAUCUUUGUUGGGACCGAUGAAGGUUCUGAUGUUCAGAGUGUUGAUGACAAUGUCAGUGACAUGUCUGAUGAGCAAAACAUUCGUGAGGCAUGCGACGAGUUAAAGGAUUCCUUCAACCACAGACUUGUUGAGGCUCUGCUCAAAGCCUCGCGACACUCACUAGAUGUGAUGAGACGACGCUUCUUCUCUGGAGGAAGAAGGCACGGUAUGAUGCACUUUGAUGAAAGUGUGGGUGGUUCGAGCACUGGUAGCAGAAAAGUUCCAUUCUUCACUGCUAACAUCACCUUGUCCAUCCCUCAUGUGGUGAUGCAACCGGGGUUGGAGGAUAUCCAGCAGGCCCUGAACAGGGCCACACAGAUGGUGGUGGACAUCAGUAAGGAUGUGUACCAGUGGGGACAGGACCGCACACGCCAGUUCCCAUCAGAUCACAAGGAAAACACCUCUUUUCAUCAUCAUGAUCCAUUGGCUUACACGAUAAAGCUUCUGCCUCCUGUGCCUCUAAAACACUACCACAAAAGUAUUGCAGACAACAAGGACGUGUCAAAAUAUGUGAUGAUGAUGUCGUCUGCACUUAGCACACUGAAAGCUGACAUCAUGGAAGCACUACAGAGAUACUCCGACUACGCCUUUCUGUGGGAGAAAGAUCGAGAGGAGGCUGUAACAGAGUUUAUUGCAGAAGAUCCCAUCUUGUCCGAGUACAAGACAAAGGUAGCUAUGUUUAAGAAACUAGAGGACAACAUUGAAGACAUCCAAACUUCAGAAAAAGUUGGGGCGAUAGAACUAUUCACAGAGCCUCUUAAGCUGGCCCUGAGAGUGGAAAUCAAGGCAUGGAAGCUGUUGUUUGGGAAAGAACUUAACAGGAAAUAUCGCAAUAAAAUGGAAGAGGUCUGCAACUUCAUAGAAGACUACAGCAAACGCUUGGCUCGUCCAAUCCGAGAUCUUGAGGAUGUACGAGAGGCUAUGGCUGCUCUUACUGACAUCAGAGAAAACACCAUACAGAUAGACAUGACACUCGGCCCAGUGGAGGAAUCCUAUGCUAUGCUGCAAGAUUUUGGGGUCACCAUUCCAAAGGAAGAGACAGACAAAGUUGACUCAGUCAGAUAUUCCUUCCACAAACUCAUCUCCAGCUCAAAUCAGAUUCAAGAUGAGCUUGUCAGUGUUCAGCCUGGCUUCAAGAGUGAGCUACUCACUUCUGUGGAGGUCUUCCAUAAAGAUGUUUCCGAUUUUGGACUCAAUUAUGACACUGAAGGACCCAUGUGUGAAGGCAUUACUCCAACUGAAGCCAAUGACAGAUUGCAGGCAUUCCAGAGCCACUUUGAUGAGCUGUACAACAAGUAUGGUAUUUACAGUGCUGGAGAGCAGCUUUUUGGCCUGACGGUGACAGAGUACCCGAGUCUCAUGAGGAUCCGUAAGGAGCUCGGCCUGCUACAGAAGCUGUAUGGCCUGUACAGUACCGUGAUGACUGUCAUCAGCGGCUACUUUGACAUCCUGUGGACAGAGGUCGACAUUGAUAAGAUCAAUGGAGAAUUGGGUGAUCUUCAGAACAGAUGUCGUCGACUGCCUAAGGCAUUGAAGGAAUGGCAGGCAUUUCUGGAGUUAAAGAAAAAGAUUGAUGACUUCAGUGAGUCUUGUCCUCUGCUAGAACUCAUGUCCAACAAGGCAAUGAAGGAGCGCCACUGGGACCGCAUUGCUAAGAUGACUGGACACACCUUUGACUUUGACUCAGAAAACUUUACACUCAGGGACAUUAUGAAAGCACCUCUUCUCAAGUACAAGGAGGAUAUUGAGGAUGUGUGUAUCUCUGCUGUGAAAGAAAAAGACAUAGAAGCCAAACUCAGUGUUGUCAUUGCUGAUUGGAACGGGCGAUUACUGAGCUACUCCAACUUCAAGGCUCGCGGAGAGCUAUUGCUGAAGGGAGUGGAGACUGCUGAGAUCAUCGCCAUGCUGGAGGACAGCCUUAUGAUCCUCAGCUCCCUCCUCAGCAACAGGUACAAUGCCCCGUUUAAGAAGACCAUACAGGAAUGGGUGGCAAAGCUGUCCAAUACUAACGACAUUCUGGAGAACUGGCUGAUUGUACAGAACCUGUGGGUGUACCUAGAGGCUGUGUUUGUGGGUGGGGAUAUUGCCAAACAGCUCCCUCAGGAAGCCAAACGAUUCCAGAACAUUGACAAAUCCUGGGUGAAGAUCAUGCAGCGUGCCCAUGAAGUCACUAAUGUGGUGCAGUGCUGUGUUGGUGACGAGACUCUAGGUCAGCUAUUACCUCAUCUGUUGGAACAAUUGGAGCUCUGUCAGAAAUCUCUCACUGGGUAUUUGGAGAAAAAGAGAUUAGUAUUCCCGAGAUUUUUCUUUAUUUCUGAUCCAGCCUUGCUGGAAAUCCUUGGACAGGCCAGCGAUUCUCACACAAUCCAGGCUCAUUUGCUGGGGAUAUUUGAGAAUGUCAAUGAGGUCCAGUUCCAUGAGAAGGAUUAUGACAGAAUGAUGGCCGUCAUUUCCAGAGAAGGAGAAAAGAUUAUGUUGGAGACUGAGAUUAGUGCUAAGGGGAAUGUGGAGAUGUGGCUGGGAGAGCUACUGUACCAACAACAGAGGUCACUACAUGGCGUCAUCAGGGACGCUUUCCGUAACAUCGACACACCCGAGUUUGAACUACUGGGAUUCCUUGCUAACUUUCCUGCUCAGGUUGGAUUACUAGGCAUCCAGAUGAUAUGGACCAGAGAUGCAGAGAUAGCGUUACAGCACGCUCGCAGUGACAAAAAGAUAAUGCUAACGACCAACCAGCGCUUCCUGGACAUGCUCAAUAAGCUGAUUGAGCAGACAACUCACGACCUCACCAAGGUGGAAAGAAUCAAGUACGAGACACUUGUCACAAUUCAUGUCCAUCAGCGUGACAUAUUUGAUGACCUGACAAGGAUGCACAUCAAGUCGGUGACAGACUUUGAGUGGUUGAAGCAAGCCAGGUUUUACUUCAAGGAGGACACAGACCAGUGUAUAGUCCAGAUCACUGAUGUAGACUUCAUCUAUCAAAAUGAGUUCCUUGGCUGUACAGACAGACUGGUCAUCACCCCACUUACUGACAGGUGUUAUAUCACACUGGCCCAGGCUUUGGGAAUGUCCAUGGGUGGAGCACCUGCUGGACCUGCUGGGACAGGGAAAACAGAGACCACAAAAGACAUGGGCAAGGCUCUGGGCAAAUAUGUUGUCGUCUUCAACUGCUCUGAUCAGAUGGACUUCAGAGGUCUUGGCCGAAUCUACAAAGGUCUUGCCCAGUCUGGAUCCUGGGGAUGUUUUGACGAGUUCAACAGAAUUGAGUUGCCUGUAUUGUCUGUGGCUGCACAGCAGAUCUACAUUGUGCUGGUUGCUAAGAAAGAGAGAAAGAAGGAGUUCAUCUUCACCGAUGGAGAUAAUGUUAAUCUCAACCCAGAAUUUGGUCUCUUUAUUACCAUGAACCCUGGGUAUGCUGGUCGUCAGGAGCUACCAGAGAAUCUGAAGGUCCAGUUUAGGACAGUGGCUAUGAUGGUCCCUGACCGACAGAUCAUCAUGAGAGUCAAGUUAGCUAGCUGUGGUUUCCAGGAAAACAUCAUCCUGGCCCAGAAAUUCUACACGCUGUAUAAGCUGUGUGAGGAGCAGCUCUCCAAACAGGUGCAUUAUGACUUUGGUUUGAGGAAUAUCCUGUCUGUGUUGAGAACGCUUGGUGCCAACAAGAGAGCUCGGCCCAAUGACACGGAGAGUACCAUUGUGAUGAGAGUACUGAGGGACAUGAACCUUUCCAAACUGGUAGAUGAGGAUGAGCCAUUGUUCAUGAGCCUGAUUGCUGACUUGUUCCCUGGGAUCGUCCUGGACAGUGCCUCAUAUGCCGAAUUACAGGUUGCUAUAGGCAACCAGGUGGAGAAUGCUGGACUCGUCAACCAUCCUCCCUGGAAUCUGAAACUUGUCCAGCUGUUUGAGACCCAACGUGUACGUCAUGGUAUGAUGACCCUGGGACCCAGUGGUGCUGGCAAGACCUGCUGCAUCUACGUUCUGAUGAAGAGUAUGGCAGACUGUGGCACGCCUCACAGGGAGAUGAGGAUGAAUCCGAAGGCCAUUACGGCCCCACAGAUGUUUGGGCGUCUAGAUGUGGCGACCAAUGACUGGACAGACGGUAUCUUUUCCACACUCUGGAGGAGGACCCUGAAAGCCAAGAAAGGAGAGAAUGUUUGGCUGGUACUGGAUGGCCCUGUGGAUGCUAUCUGGAUUGAAAACUUAAACUCUGUGUUGGAUGACAAUAAGACCCUGACACUAGCUAACGGAGAUCGUAUUCCGAUGUCCCCUGCUUGUAAGAUUGUGUUUGAGGUGCACAAUAUCGACAAUGCGUCUCCAGCCACUGUCUCCAGGAACGGCAUGGUCUACAUGAGCUCGUCUGCUCUUGACUGGAGACCCAUUCUUCAGGGUUGGCUAAAGACACGGUCACCCCAGGAGAGUGAAGUACUGAUGAAUCUGUUUGACAAAAUCUUUGACGAUGUCUUCAACUUUGUCACCAAUAGUCUUGUCAAGAAGAUGGAUGUUCUGCAGUGUAAUCAGAUAAAGCAGGCCUGUGACUUACUGGAGGGCCUGAUCCCCAAGAGAGACGACAAGAGUGCUCUGCCUGCCUCCCACCUGGAGAAACUGUUCAUUUUUAGUCUAAUGUGGAGUCUGGGUGCCCUGUUGGAGCUUGAUGGACGUGCUAAGAUGGAAGAAUUUAUCACAAACCACGAGUGCUCCUUGAACCUUCCUCCCGUCAAGGAGGAUGAAACUAUCUUUGAAUAUGUCAUGAGUGUCAAAGGUGAUUGGGAGCACUGGUCAAAGAGAGUGGAGGAAUACAUCUACCCAACAGACUCUGUGCCGGAAUUUUCAUCCAUCCUUGUUCUAAAUGUGGACAAUGUCCGUUCAAACUUCCUUAUAGACACCAUUGCCAAACAGCACAAAGCGGUGCUGCUUAUCGGAGAACAAGGAACAGCCAAGACUGUGAUGAUCAAGGGCUACAUGGCUAAGUACGAUCCUGACCUUCACCUUGGCAAGAGCUUCAACUUUUCCUCUGCCUCCACUCCUAUGAUGUUCCAGCGAACCAUAGAGAGUUAUGUGGACAAGCGGAUGGGAAGUACCUAUGGCCCACCAGGGGGCAGGCGCAUGACUGUGUUUGUGGAUGAUGUCAAUAUGCCAGUCAUCAACGAAUGGGGAGACCAGAUAACCAACGAGAUCACACGUCAGAUGAUGGAGAUGCAUGGCAUGUACAGUCUGGACAAACCCGGUGAUUUUAUCUCCAUUGUCGACCUUCAAUUUGUGGGAGCUAUGAUCCACCCUGGUGGAGGCCGCAAUGACAUCCCACAGCGUCUCAAACGCAUGUUUUCUAUCUUCAACUGCACGCUGCCCUCCAACAACUCGAUAGACAAGAUCUUUGGCAUCAUAGGGUGUGGUUAUUUCUGCCCAGAGAGAUUUGAACCUGAAGUGUGUACCCUGACCAAGGAACUCAUACCAGCCACUCGCUCCCUGUGGCAAAUGACAAAGAUCAAGAUGUUGCCUACCCCUGCUAAGUUUCACUACAUCUUUAACCUGAGAGAUUUGUCGAGGAUCUGGCAGGGCAUGCUCACCAUCAAAGGGGAGGAAUGUCAAAACAUGAGCACUCUCCUUGCUCUUUGGAAACAUGAGUGCACGAGGGUCAUUGCUGACAGGUUCACCAACCAUGAGGAUAAGUCUUGGUUUGAGAACGCCACAGUGAGUGUGAUGAAAAACCUUCUGGGUGAGGAGUAUGCCGCUGUGUGUCCAGAGGAGCCCUACUUUGUGGACUUCUUAAGAGAGCCUCCAGAACCAACGGGAGAAGAGGCAGAUGAUGCUGUCCUUGAUGCUCCAAAGAUAUAUGAGGCAAUUCCGGGCUAUGAUUUCCUAAAUGAAAAGCUUCUAAGCUACAUGUCACAAUACAACGAAAUGGUCAGGGGCGCACACAUGGAUCUGGUCUUCUUCAAAGACGCCAUGGUCCACCUCAUCAAGAUUUCCCGCAUCAUACGUACCCCUCGAGGAGCAGCCCUGCUGGUUGGAGUUGGAGGCUCUGGUAAACAGUCCCUCACUCGCCUGGCUUCCUACAUUGCUAGCUACAAAAUCUUCCAGAUCACACUCACGAGGUCAUAUAAUGUCACUAACCUGAUGGAGGACCUUAAAUACCUGUAUCGUGUAGCAGGAUGCCAGGGUCAGGGCAUCACCUUCCUCUUCACUGACAACGAGAUCAAGGAUGAGUCCUUCCUCGAGUACCUCAACAAUGUACUCAGCUCCGGUGAGGUAUCUAACCUGUUUGCAAGAGAUGAGUUGGAUGAGAUAACCCAAGAGCUUAUUGGUGUGAUGAAGAAAGAAUAUCCUCGCCGAGCACCCACCCAGGAGACUCUCUACGACUACUUCAUCUCCCGCGCUCGCAGUAACCUUCACACUGUCCUCUGCUUCUCUCCUGUGGGAGAGAAGUUCCGUAACAGAUCUUUGAAAUUCCCUGGCCUGAUCUCCGGUUGUACCAUGGACUGGUUCAGCCGCUGGCCCAAAGACGCUCUGAUUGCUGUGUCGGGACAUUUCCUCAACAGUUUUGAUAUUGCUUGUACAAAGGAAAUAAAAUCCCAACUUGUCAACAGCAUGGGUUCUGUCCAUGACAAUGUCGCCUUGGUUUGUGUGGACUACUUCCAGAGGUAUCGGCGUCAGACACACGUGACACCCAAGUCUUACCUGUCUUUCCUGGAUGGCUACAAGAAUGUGUACAGUGGUCAGCACUCUGACAUUGCAGAGAUGGCACGGAGAAUGAACACUGGUCUGGAGAAACUGAUUGAGGCAAGCGCGUCAGUGGAUGCUCUGUCUAAGGAACUGGUCGUCAAAGAAAAGGAGCUGGCACAGGCUAAUAUUAGGGCAGACAAGGUGUUGGCGGACGUGACUGUGAGUGCCACAGCUGCUGAGAAAGUGAAGAGUGCUGUACAGAAAGUGAAGGAUCGUGCCCAGAAGAUCGUAGAUGAGAUAAACUCAGAGAAAUCUGUGGCUCAUGCUAAAUUGGCGGCUGCUAAACCUGCAUUACAGGAGGCAGAGAAUGCUCUUAAAACUAUCAAGCCUUCAGACAUUGCCACUGUGAAGAAGCUGGGAAAACCACCUCAUCUCAUCAUGAGGAUUAUGGAUUGUGCGCUCCUUCUCUUCCAGAAGAGAUUAGAUACUGUGACGGCGGACCCAGAACGGAUUUGUCCCAAACCAUCGUGGGGUGAAUCUCUCAAGCUGUUGAGUGGUUCAUCAUUCCUGUCAACGCUACAGUCAUUCCCCAAGGACUCCAUCAAUGCUGAGACGGUAGAGCUUCUCUCAGUAUACCUCAACAUGGAAGACUACACGUUUGAGACAGCCAAAAAGGUGUGUGGCAGUGUGGCCGGUCUGCUGUCUUGGACUACAGCCAUGUCCUUCUUCUUUGGUAUCAACCGUGAAGUACUGCCACUAAAGGCCAACUUAGCCAAACAAGAAGCGCGCCUGCUUGUGGCUAGUACUGAGUUGGCUGGAGCUCAGGGUCAGCUAGACGCUAAGCAGAAAGAACUGGAUGCUGUGCAGGCUAUGUAUGAUGCAGCCAUGCAAGAAAAACAGGAGCUGCUGGACAAUGCUGAGUCCUGUAGGAGGAGGAUGACAGCUGCCUCCACCCUCAUUGGGGGUUUAGCUGGGGAGAAGGUGAGAUGGACUCAGCAGAGCAAGCUCUUCAAAGCCCAGAUAGAGAGACUGGUUGGCGACGUCCUGAUGUGUACAGGGUUCCUGUCCUACUCGGGACCAUUUAAUCAGGAGUUUCGCACCAAGCUGCUCAACAACUGGCAGAAGGAGUUGUCCAACCGAAACAUUCCUUUCACCAGCAAUCUUAACCUCAUCACUAUGCUUGUUGACAAUGCCACAAUUGGUGAAUGGAAUAUCCAGGGUCUGCCUAAUGAUGAGCUGUCUGUACAGAACGGUAUUGUGACCACCAAGGCGUCACGCUAUCCACUGCUGAUAGACCCACAGGGCCAGGGCAAGACAUGGAUCAAGAACAGGGAGAAGGAACGGGACCUCCAAGUGACAUCUCUGAACCACAAAUACUUCCGCUCCCACCUUGAGGAUGCUUUGUCCCUGGGGCGCCCUCUUCUGCUGGAGGAUGCUGGGGAGGAACUUGACCCUGCACUUGACAAUGUUCUGGAGAAAAACUUCAUAAAAUCUGGAUCAACAUUCAAGGUCAAAGUAGGAGACAAAGAAUGUGAUGUGAUGAGCGAAUUCUACCUGUACAUUACAACCAAACUGCCGAACCCUGCCUACUCACCGGAGGUGAGCGCCAGGACAGCCAUCAUAGACUUCACUGUUACUAUGAAAGGUUUGGAGGACCAGCUACUAGGCCGUGUCAUCAUGACCGAGAAAAACGAACUGGAGGCUGACCGUGCCAAGCUCAUGUUAGACGUUACUGUGAACAAGAGGAAGAUGCAGGAGCUGGAGGAUAAUCUACUGUACAAACUCACCAGCACAAAGGGCUCCCUUGUGGACGAUGAGUCCCUCAUACAGGUACUGUCCAACACGAAGGUGACCGCAGCAGAGGUCAGUGAAAAGUUGACUGUGGCUGCAGAAACUGAGAUAAAGAUCAACGAAGCCAGAGAGGAGUACAGACCUGUGGCCACACGAGGUAGCAUCUUGUAUUUCCUGAUCUGUGACAUGAGCAUGGUCAACAAGAUGUACCAGACUUCCCUCAAACAGUUCCUUGGCCUGUUUGACAUCUCCAUGCAUAAGUCUGAAAAGAGCCCAGUCCCAGCCAAAAGAAUUCAUAACAUCAUAGAGUUCCUGACGUUUGAGGUGUUCCGCUACACCUGUCGUAGUCUGUAUGAGGAACACAAGUUCCUCUUCACUUUGCUAAUAACCUUCAAGAUCAACAUACAGAAGGGACAGGUCAGACCUGAGGAGUUCCAGACUUUCAUCAAAGGUGGUGCUGCCUUGGACCUGAACGCUGUGACCCCUAAACCAGCACGGUGGAUUAUGGACGUGACAUGGCUCAAUCUCGUACAGCUCAGUGGACGCCCCCAGUUCAGUGAAAUUCUUAAUCAGGUAUCUCGUAAUGAGAAAGCCUGGAAGGCAUGGUUUGACACCGAGGCUCCAGAGGAGGAACAGGUCCCAGAUGGUUAUAGUGCCUCGCUCGACUCCUUCCGCAAACUGAUGCUCAUAAGAUCAUGGUGUCCUGACAGAACAAUUCCUCAGGCCAGAAAGUUUAUAGGGGACGCGAUGGGACAGCAGUACGCUGAACCUGUUAUCCUCAACAUGGAGACGACAUGGGGCGAGAGUGACAACCGAACACCUUUGAUCUGUCUGCUGUCCAUGGGCUCCGACCCCACCAAUCAAAUAGAGGGACUCUGUAAGAAACAAAACCUAGAGUUCAGAGCUAUUUCCAUGGGGCAAGGACAGGAAGUUCAUGCCAGGAAACUUAUCAGCCUCUUCAUGCAAACUGGUGGUUUUGCCAUGCUGCAGAACUGCCAUCUUGGUCUCGACUUCAUGGAUGAGUUACUGGAGACAAUCGUGGAUACACAGCAUGUCCACGAGGACUUCCGAGUGUGGAUCACAACAGAGGUCCAUCCUGCCUUCCCCAUCAGUCUUCUACAGUGUUCCAUCAAGUUCACCAACGAACCACCACAGGGCAUCAAGGCAGGUCUGAAGCGUACGUACGCAGGCAUCACACAGGACUAUCUGGAUAUCAAUACCAUGAUGCAGUGGAAGCCCAUGUUAUUUGGGGUCUCCUUCAUCCACACCGUGGUACAGGAGAGGAGAAAGUUUGGACCACUUGGUUGGAACAUUCCUUACGAAUUCAACUCAUCUGAUUGGACAGCCAGUGUCCAAUUUGUUCAGAACCAUCUUGACGACAUAGACCCCAGAAAGGGUAUCUCGUGGAACACUGUGAGGUACAUGUUAGGAGAGGUCCAGUAUGGAGGCAGAGUUACUGACGAUUAUGACAAGCGCCUUCUCAACACAUUUGGAAGAGUGUGGUUUGGAGACUUCAUGUUCCUCGACAGUUUCCAGUUCUAUAUCGGCUACAAGAUCCCUAAAGUGAAGAGCAUUGAUGACACAAUGGCUUUCAUAGAAAACCUGCCAUUGGUGGACUCGCCGGAGGCCUUAGGUCUUCACACCAACGCUGACAUCACGUACCAGACUAACCUGAGUACUUCAGUACUGGAGACGAUGAUGAGUAUCCAACCCAAGGACAGUGGUGGGGGUGCUGGCGAGACCAGGGAGAGUAUUGUAUACAAGAUGGCCUCCGACAUGCUCAGCAAACUGCCAGGCAACUACUUACCUCAUGAGGUACGUGACCGGCUGAGACGCUAUGGACACCUGCAGCCCCUCAAUAUCUUCCUGAAGCAGGAAAUUGACCGUAUGCAGAGGGUCAUUUUUGAAGUUAGGGUCACACUGACAGAUCUGAGGCUCGCCAUAGACGGAACCAUCAUCAUGAGUGAGAACCUGCGUGAUGCCCUGGACAAUAUGUUUGAUGCACGAGUGCCUAGCCUGUGGAGGAAGAUUUCCUGGGCGUCGUCUACUCUAGGAUUCUGGUUCACAGAGUUACUGGAGAGGAACGAACAGUUCCAUGCCUGGGUGUUUGUAGGUCGGCCUGAUGUAUUCUGGAUGACUGGCUUCUUCAACCCACAAGGUUUCCUGACGGCUAUGAGACAGGAGGUGACCCGGGCACACAAAGGCUGGGCCCUCGACUCUGUCACUCUCCACAAUGAGGUCAUAAGACAGAACAAAGAGGAUAUCUCAGCAGCACCAGCAGAGGGAGUGUUUGUGUAUGGCCUUUUCCUGGACGGUGCCGCAUGGGACAGGAGGAACAGUCGUCUGUGUGAAUCCACACCCAAAGUACUGUUCACCGCCCUGCCAGUUGUCCACAUGUUCGCCAUCAACUCUACUGCAGCCAAGGACCCGCGUCUGUAUCAGUGUCCUGUCUACAAGAAACCUAACCGCACAGACCUCACCUAUAUUACAUUCAUAGUGCUGAAGACAAACCAGAACCCCGACCACUGGAUCCUCCGGGGAGUGGGCGCCCUGUGUGACAUCAAGUAGACCUAGUAACUGUCCUUACUGAUGUCACACUGACCUGCGUGACAUCAUUUGGCACUAACAUAGGGAUAAAUAUUGGUUAACAAAGAUCAAAUUUGUUAACUUUUUACAAAUGACUUUAAAAGGAGCAUGAAAAGUGCAGUAUAUUUCAGAUUAUGAACAAUGAUGAAAUUUCCCAUGACACAGAUAAUCCUUGCAG
Messenger RNA from Mizuhopecten yessoensis (Yesso scallop), 14169 nucleotides. RefSeq names its product dynein heavy chain 8, axonemal-like. The coding region runs from base 81 to 13973 and encodes 4630 amino acids. The record is from RefSeq and is a predicted model, not a curated record. NCBI's taxonomy places the organism in Eukaryota, Metazoa, Mollusca, Bivalvia, Pectinida, Pectinidae. Gene Ontology annotation, biological process: microtubule-based movement. Gene Ontology annotation, molecular function: dynein light intermediate chain binding; dynein intermediate chain binding; ATP binding. The transcript is spliced from 90 exons. Gene Ontology annotation, cellular component: dynein complex.